AUGCCGAGUUCCCUGAGGCGAGCGGGAGGAACGCAUGGACGUGGGGAUGUAUCCGGGGAGAAAGACAAACCUAUCUCCCUCGCAGGCCCUACAGACUUUGCCUUUGUGCAAGAAACUGGCGUCAAGCGACGAAGGCUCAGCUUGCCGGGCCAUCGUCCGAAGCGACUGCAGAAACGAGGAGACUCCAAGCCACUCCCUCCACGCGAACGACCGAGGGCAUUUUCCGCAACGGCAAGUAUCCUCAGUUUGUCUGAAAACGAGAGCGUGGCCUGGAUCUUUGAGAAUAUCGGCAAAGACGAGAUCCUUGGAGAAUAUGGUCUAGGAGGGGGCGCCAAUGGUAACGAGAUGGACCGCUUCGAUAUCAGGAAUAGAAGUUCAGAGACUGCAAAGGUGCUUGCAUACAGUACCGGUCAUCCCGACGAGUUUGGCAUUGUGCCUGAAGACGCACCCUUUUCUAUCACCAAUACACUGGGCACACACAACCCUCUCAUCCGGUCGGAUCUCACGUACUAUAUCAAUGGUGGUGGAGGAGGUGUUUCCUUGGUGGGUAGCAUCAAUUGGUGCUGCUCACUCGGAUGGGACGACUACAAGAAUAACAUUGCAACAUUGACUGGGAACGUGAUCAAUGGUUUCUUGAAAGGACGGUGA
Molecule: messenger RNA, 648 nt
Organism: Fonsecaea erecta
Lineage: Eukaryota; Fungi; Ascomycota; Eurotiomycetes; Chaetothyriales; Herpotrichiellaceae
Exons: 1
Coding region: 1-648 (215 amino acids)
Source: RefSeq, a predicted model, not a curated record